Phacochoerus africanus (Common warthog) is the source of this 1994-nucleotide messenger RNA. It is a transcript of the gene ZNF177, whose product is annotated as zinc finger protein 177. Gene Ontology annotation, biological process: regulation of transcription by RNA polymerase II. The coding region runs from base 237 to 1670 and encodes 477 amino acids. The transcript has 5 exons. The record is from RefSeq and is a predicted model, not a curated record. Gene Ontology annotation, molecular function: RNA polymerase II transcription regulatory region sequence-specific DNA binding; DNA-binding transcription factor activity, RNA polymerase II-specific. Gene Ontology annotation, cellular component: nucleus. NCBI's taxonomy places the organism in Eukaryota, Metazoa, Chordata, Mammalia, Artiodactyla, Suidae.
UACCAUAUUCUCAAUUCCUAAUUGUUCUUAGGGAGAUAAAAUCUGUACUGUAUUGCAUGUAUGUAUGUGUACAUUUGUGUGUGUCUGUGUGAUUAAUCUAAAGCUACUAUGAGGAAGCUUCCAGGCCUGUUAAGUGUUAAACAUCUCUCAGACCUAGACCCUCACAGCUUCUUCCUUUUUCAGUAGGUCUGUUUGCUCAGAACCCUGCCUGGCCAGGAAGGAGACACAUCAGAAGAAUGGCUGCAGGAUUGCUGACAACCUGGUCACAGGAUUCAGUGACCUUCGAGGAAGUGACAGUAGACUUCUCCCAGGAGGAAUGGGCCUUGCUGGACCCUGCUCAGAAAAUCCUGUACAGAGAUGUGAUGCUGGAGAACUUUAGGAACCUGGCCUCUCUGGCAGGGUAUCAACUCUGCAAGCACAGCCUGAUCACUGAGGUGGAGCAGGAAGAGCGGAGGCCAGAGGGGAGAGGAAUUCUCCAAGGUGCUGGCACAGACUGGGAAACUCAACUUAAAUCAAAAGAUGCAAUUCUUAUGCAGAGUGUUCCUGGGGAAAAAACUUCCAAGAGCAUGAAAAUGGUACCAGCUCAACCUCGUGAGAAACCCUUGGGAUUUAAUCACUGUGGAAAAUUCUUCAGAAAGAACUGUCACCUUAUUUGUACAAGAUUUUGCAAGGGAGAGAAAUGCUACAAAUAUAAGGAAUAUGGGCAAGACUUUGACCAUUUCUCAACUCUUAGGAGUCAUGUGAGUACUCACACUGGAGUAAACAAUCUUGAAUUUAGUGACUGUGGAAUUACUUUCAAUCAAGAGUCGUCCUUCAGGAAACACUUAACUCUCACAGGAGAGAAAUCUUCUGCGUAUAAUCAAUACCUUAUGUCCUUCAGCUUACACUCUUCCUUUUUAGCACACGGACAAAUACCUACUGGAGAGAAACUCUGUGAAUACAGUGACUAUGGAAAAAGAUCUUCCCUUGGUGUCCAAAAAAAAAUGUAUACUGUGGAGGAAAGCUCAAAAUCUAAUGAACAUGGGGAAGUUUUCACUGACCCUUUGUCCCUUCAGAUAUGUGUGAGACCUCACACUGGAGAGAAACCUUAUGAAUGUGGUGAUUGUGGGAAAGCUUUUGUUUUUCAGUCUUCCCUUAAGAAACAUGUGAGAUCACACACUGGAGAGAAACCUUACAAGUGUAAUCAUUGUGGAAAAUCCUUCAGCCAGAGCUCUCAUCUCAAUGUUCACAAAAGAACUCAUACUGGAGAGAAACCCUAUGAUUGUAAAGAAUGUGGCAAGGCUUUCACUGUUCCUUCAUCCCUUCAGAAACAUAUGAGAACCCACACUGGAGAGAAACCCUAUGAAUGCAGUGACUGUGGGAAAGCCUUUAUUGACCAGUCAUCCCUUAAGAAACACAGACGAUCUCACACUGGAGAGAAACCUUAUGAGUGUAAUCAAUGUGGAAAGUCCUUCAGCACAGGCUCUUAUCUUAUUGUACACAAGAGAACUCACACUGGAGAGAAAACCUAUGAGUGUAAAGAAUGUGGGAAGGCCUUUAGGAAUUCCUCUUGCUUAAGGGUACAUAUAAGAACUCACACAGGAGAGAAGCCCUAUAAAUGUAUUCAGUGUGGAAAAGCAUUCAGCACCAGCACUAACCUUAUAAUGCACAAACGAAUACAUACUGGGUAGAAACUCUUAUGAAUGAAAUGACUAUAAGAUAGCUUUAAGGGGUGCUUCAUACCUCACUCCUCCUUUUAGAGCUCGCUCUAGAGAGAAACCCUAUUGUGACCAAUGUAGAAAGCCUUCAGGUACAAAUCUUGAGCUAUGUUAAAAAUGUUACGGUUCUGUGACUGUAUUUAUCAGUGAGUGUUUAAUUCUUAAAGUGUGACAACUUGUUAACUGAUGAGUAUUAAAGGUUAUCUAGCACUCCAAAUUCCCCUUGAUUUACAUCACAAAAGUUUUGAUAUCAGAGUUCCCGUCAUGGCUCAGUGGUUAAUGAAUCGGACUAGGAAC